AUGACCGUCGGUCCUUCCAGUACCGCCCAGCAGGCCGAGCUGCAAUUCGCCUGCGUCACCGCCGACGGCCGCGUCAAGACGCUGUGGGGCGACAACGCGCUGUUGCUGCUGUCCUCCGGCGGCGAGGCCUUCGCGCACGCCCCGCCGGGCGCGCCGGCGCCCACGUGCCAGAUCAGCGAGUUCGCGCUCAGCCGCGCGGCGCCGCUGCUUGCGCAGGCGCUGCGGCUCCGCAACACACACGCCGACCGCCCGGCGUUCUGCCGCGCGCUCGCGCGGCGCGCCGCAGCGGAGGGCGAUGUGUUCCCCCUCGGCUACCCCAUACGACGAGUCUACUGGCCGGCAUCUUUCGGCGCCGCUUUGAACGGCGGCUAUGCUGAGCUUCUCGACGGCGGCCGCGUCGCCGUGCGCAGCGUCUGCGGCGCCGCGCGCGCCGUGCUCGACGGCGGCGCGCGCGCGCGGCUCGCGGUCUGCUACCCGCUGCUGCUGCCGCGGCUGGGCUCGGUUCAUGGCGCUGGGCAGUACGAGCACGUGUGGCAGACGCAGGUGUUCUCAACCCGCCAUUGCCCCGAGCGCUGGGCGCCCGCGCUCGCGCUCGCGACCGCCGUCGCGCGCGCCGCGGGGGAGGGCAAUCAGCCACGGCGCGGCAGCGGCAGGGAGCGGCCGGACGGCGGGCGUUCCGGCGGCGGCGGCGGGGACGGCCUUGAACGCGCGGCGCGCCGCGAGGCGCGGUGCAGCAGCGAUGGCGGCGUCUGCAGCGGCGGCGCGGAUAGGGGAGGCGACGAAUACGAUUGCAGCCCAACCAAUCAGGAGCCGUUUUCAGAGGAGGAGCUGCUUGCGCCGACAGAGGCGAUGACUGAUCUGCCAGAAGUGAUAUGGCCGGCGUUUGGUGCUGCAGGCCGCGGCGGCGGCAGCGCUGGCAGCAGUGCCAGCAGCAGCGGCGGGGGCGGCGGCGGCCGAGGAAGGGAGGUCCCGGGAGGCCCCGCGGGGGGCACGUCCGAUGCGGCCGCGGGCCUGGCCGAAUGCUUUGGCAGCUUCCCGGCGGGCAGCUGGUGGCUGGACGCGUCGCCGCUGCUGCCUGCUGACCUGGCAGUGACGCUGGUGUGGACGCCGGAGGCCACUUACCUGUUUCUGCAGGACGCGGGUGAGGUCGAGGCCUGGCUGCACGAGGAUGACUCAGUGAUGACUACGCAGGAGCCCGGCUUCGUGGAGCACCCACUGCCGGGGGAGGCAGAUCCCCGGGUGUAUGCUGCAGGGGCGCUGCCGGAUGUUGUUGUUUCGAUGGCCACUGGGCGGCGGCUGGCGGUGGGGCCGGUGGCGGCGCGGGCGCUCAAGUACAGGGCAGCGAUGGCAGCAACCGCACAGCGGGCGGCAGCGGCCGCGGCCGGCGCGGUGCCAAGCAUCGGCGCGGGCGCCCAUACGCUGCUGCCCAGCUUUCCGCGCUGGCGGCCCCGCACGGGUAGCGGCGGCAAGGCCGCGCCAUUGGCGGCGGCCCCCGGCCCCUGGCGCAUAUCCCAUCCGGGUCCCGACCAGAACCAUGCAGACGAGGUCCCGCAGAUCUCCGAGGAGAUCCUGGAAGACCAGCGGGUGGAGGGGCUGGGCAGCUUCCGUGCCCACGCGGACGGCCGCGUGCGCGUGCUGUUUGAUGACAGAACAAUCCUUCGGUUGGACGGGGCCCACAAUGAGUUCCGGCUGACACUGAGGGACGGCUCUUCGGCGGUCGUCGCGGCGGCCAACCCAGUGGGGGUGGCGGAAUACGUGGGGGCGGCGCUCGAAUUCGCGGCGUGGGCGUUCAGGAGCCCGGCGGAGCGGGGGGCGCUGCUGCGGGCGCAGGCGCUGGUGCAGGCGGAGCUGCAGACGACCGCGCGGAUGGCCGCGAUCUGCGAGUACAGCAGUGGCGCCCGCCUGCCAGCAGCAGCAGCAGCAGCAGCGGCAGCAGCAGCAGCAGCAGCAGAGGACGAGGCGGCAGCGGAGGCCGCCGCCCGGCGGCCCCUGCAUUCGGCAGCCCAGGGGACCCCCAACGGCAGCGGCGGCAGGCCCGCGGCGGGAUGGACGGGCGGGACCGGGGGUGGUGGUGGGGACGACGGUGCAAGACGCGGUGUGCUGUGCGAGAGCGGGCGGCAGGCGUGGGGCUCGAUGGCGCCCGACGGCUGGGCAAGCACCAGCUGCGGACGCUGGAGCAAUGGCGGCGGCGGCGGUGAUGAGGAGGAGCCGUGGGCGGGUGCUCUUGCCCCUGGAGAGGCAGCCGGCGGAGGGGACGGCGGCGCGGCGCACACGCGUUUGGUGGUCUGGCCGACGCCGCGGCGGGAGCUGGGGGUGGAGACGCGAGGGGCUGGGGAGCACAUGAGCUGGCAGCAGCAGCAGCAGCAGCAGCAGCAGCAGCAGCAGCAGCCGGAGCAGCUCCGAGAUUUGCCGGCGGGAGAUGGAGACGCCGCGGCCGGCGGCGGCUGGUGGCUGCGUGCAGGCGGCAGCAGCAGAGGCGGCGGAGGCGGCAGCCGCGGGCAGCAGGUCAUGGGCAGCGCUGACCUGGGCUGGUCGAUGGCGGCUGCGGCGGCCGAACGGGAGCGGGCUGUGGGGGAGAUGCUACGGGGCAACGCCGCCCUGCUGCAGCGGCUGUAG
This is a messenger RNA of Monoraphidium neglectum, 2616 nucleotides long. RefSeq lists its product as hypothetical. Lineage: Eukaryota; Viridiplantae; Chlorophyta; Chlorophyceae; Sphaeropleales; Selenastraceae. The transcript has 5 exons. The record is from RefSeq and is a predicted model, not a curated record. The coding region runs from base 1 to 2616 and encodes 871 amino acids.